GGUCAUUGGUCAUGCUGUGAAUACACUGAAUACAGUUCAUUGGUUGGGUUGAAUUUACAUACAACCCACAUAAACAAAAUUUUAAAAUUUGUUUAUCUUUGUACAUCCUGCCUGCUCUAUUUCUAUUAGAUAAACAAUUUCCGAUUUUUUGAACUUCUUUGCAGAUAUGUUUACAUUGGUUUACAUGUAUAUUGAACGAAUUUCGUUAUUUUUCUAUUUGAAAUAGCAAUAGAUCUUCUGUAGAAUGGCUAGAAUACAAUGGAAAAAGUAUAGAUCUUUGACUGUAGCUGUGAGCUUGGUGGUGUUGUAUUUCAUUGUAAAAACACAAACUUAUGAACACACAGCUUUUGUAUUUCUACCCAAAGUACAUCCAAACAAGCCAUGGGAGUUUGUAGCAGACUUUAGCAACAUGAAGUACUUAAAUCCAACAAUUAUAGAUUUUAACAUUCUAGAAGAAAGUGGCAACUAUGAUCAUUGGAAAUACACAACGGAGUACAUGGAAAAUUUAUCACAUUGGCCAUAUCUACCUAACAAAGCUGUUGCCCAUUUUAAUAUAAAGGCAUCUCCCAAGAAAGAUUUGUACUAUAUUAAUUCUCUUCAUAGCACGUGUUUAUUUCAGGGAUUAUAUUGCCUGAAUGCAGAAAGUGAAUUCAAAUUUUCUCACAACAACAGAACAAAAGGAACAACAUGUGAAGAAACUGUGAAAUAUGAAUGUCCACGGAUAUUAUCUUUCUUCUGUAGGAGGGAAGUAAUAUAUCAAAGAAACGCCAUCAUGAGCAAUCUUUUGAAGAAAUUUUCAUAAUUUGUAACUUUUUAAGUUAUACUUUAAAAAAUAUUUUGAUAAUUUUUUACUCAAAAAUUAAUAAACAUUUUAAACGUCA
This is a messenger RNA of Diabrotica virgifera virgifera (western corn rootworm), 881 nucleotides long. RefSeq lists its product as uncharacterized. Lineage: Eukaryota; Metazoa; Arthropoda; Insecta; Coleoptera; Chrysomelidae. The record is from RefSeq and is a predicted model, not a curated record. Bases 245 to 802 code for a protein of 185 amino acids. The transcript is spliced from 4 exons.